Messenger RNA from Effrenium voratum, 1371 nucleotides. NCBI's taxonomy places the organism in Eukaryota, Dinophyceae, Suessiales, Symbiodiniaceae. The record is from the annotation of a GenBank genome assembly.
AGGCCGACGGGCUGAACAUUCACGCAUUCAGCAGUUCUGGUACCACGGCAGUCUGGGACACAGGCAGCAACACCAUCGCCUUCGCCGUGGCGCGCACGAUGACAAUGGCCUCCGAUGGCCUGAACCACCAAGGUGGCAUUGCCUUCAUCAUCGACGCAAGCACUCUGGAGAUGAUCACGAACUAUGGCCAAACUUCCGGGCACUCCUUCGCCAACAGCCUCCUGAAAUCCAACGAGGCUGGCUUCUACAUCGGCAUGGACUUGGGGGACAACUACCCACGCGGCGUGAACCUCUGGGAGCUGAAGGCAGCUGAGAAGCAGAAGAAGUCAAAGCUGGUGUACAAGUUCAAGACAAGGCACGGCACCAACCCUACCAGUCCCGCUGGCACGGCCUACGAUGAGUACACGGAGAUAUCAACCAGUGAGAAGAAGUUUUACAAGUGGAGCAACGACAACUAUUGCUAUACCGAGCUGGCGCAUCCGGGCAUUCACGAGAUCGGCAAUGAGUCAAUUAUCAUCUUCUUCGCAGGUGAGAACCCCCCCUUGGACAACAGUCAGACGGGCGAAGUGAUGAAUGCGGCGCGGAACGUUGGCUGGGUCAAGAUCUCUCGCGAUCUCAGUAGCGACACGGUGCUGUCGCCGGGAGAGGUGGAGACGGGGGGCUUCUAUACCUUCGGCGGGGGGUGGUCUGAACAGACCAACCAGGGCAUCAGCUUUCUGACCUCCUACACGGAGAUGACCAUGAGCGUCAGCCGAUUGAAGACCAUGCCGCUGGGCGAAAACAUCUUGCUGCUUUACGAGCUAUGGUCAGCGACCGCAUACACCAGGAGCCAGUUCAUGGUGGUUGAUACUUCCGGAAAUGUGGUGCGCAGUGCCACUGACCUGGCAACUUCCCUGAAGCUGCCCUUCGCGGAUCAGGUGGUGGCCUCCAACGGUCGAGCCGUGGCCUAUGUGGGCACGAAAGACAACUGGCUGGUCCGCUACGAGCUCUGCGUGGGCUCCAGUUGUGAAGCAUCCGGUGCUGGAGGCACUCCAAGUCCGGGUACUGGAAACACUGGAGGCACAAGUGGGUCUACGACAGCACCCUUCGUCUCUGGCGCGUACGGGACAAGCUUCGUGGCUGCUCUGGUCACGCUCUUUGCGUAUUGAGCGUUUCUCACCGGAAGCCGGACCCGGAUGCCGUUCUCACCGCAACCUUUAAGUGUUGGCUUGUCCGGGGAAACCCGGCGCGUUUGGCCCCUGGUUGCCAAGAGCAAAAAGUCAAGUCCCGGGGACAAAGUCUAAGCUCGGGGAUUUGGCUCUGCAAAUCAGGCGGAAUCUUGUGGAGGGACUGCAUUGCACUGGCGCGGUGUGGAUAGUGAACUGCCCUGAG